This is a messenger RNA of Opisthorchis viverrini, 2137 nucleotides long. RefSeq lists its product as hypothetical. NCBI's taxonomy places the organism in Eukaryota, Metazoa, Platyhelminthes, Trematoda, Opisthorchiida, Opisthorchiidae. The transcript is spliced from 11 exons. The annotation marks the transcript as partial. The record is from RefSeq and is a predicted model, not a curated record.
UUAUUAUAAGAAAUUACCUUUUCCAUUUCAGCUUCGAACCUGUAGAUUUUUUCCAAAAAUUGGCAAAACUUUUUCCAGAAAAUACAGGCAAGGUAAUGGUCGAAUUCGGAUGGCCGACGCGAUACAACGAAUUCACCGUGGUCCAGAUUUCGAUAAUCUAGCUCUCCGAGUGCUACCCGUAGACACCGGGCCCAAUGUUGUACGACAAGUGGCGAACGCUUGCUUCGCUCGCGUUGUGCCCACACCUGUUGAGUCCCCGUGCUUGGUCGUUGCCUCCCGGGAAGUGUGUCACCUACUGGACCUCCCUGUACCUGACGAAAUCGACAAAUCCUCCGAACAUUACGAAGCCUUUAUAAAGCACUUGUCCGGUAAUUUGGUUUGGCCGCUCAGUGAACCGGCCGCUCAUUGUUAUUGUGGUCAUCAGUUUGGAACUUUCGCCGGUCAGCUUGGUGAUGGAGCAGUAAUAUAUCUUGGAGAGGUGCUCAACCAACAGAAGGAGCGAUGGGAACUUCAGCUCAAGGGAGCAGGUCCAACUCCAUUCUCACGAAGUGCUGACGGACGGAAAGUUCUGCGUUCUAGCCUCCGCGAGUUUCUUUGCAGUGAAACCAUGUACCACCUGGGUGUACCAACGACGCGUGCGUUAAGCGUGGUCACCUCUGACACAAGGGUACCGCGUGACGUGUUCUACACUGGCAAAGUAAUUUUGGAGCGGGCUUCGAUCACUGCUCGUGUGGCACCAACUUUCAUAAGAUUUGGAUCCUUCGAAAUUACAAAACCCUCGAGUUCGUCUCUUGAACGUCAUGGUCCAAGCGUCGGUAAUCGCACCAUAGUUUCACAGUUGACCGCGUACGUGAUUGAAAACUUCUACCCCGCUAUUUGGCAAACACGGGAUUCAUCCAAUCCGGUAACUCUUUAUCUAGACUUUUUCGAGCAAGUGGUUAAAAGAACGGCAGAACUGGUGGCCUGUUGGCAAACCAUCGGAUUCUGUCACGGCGUACUGAAUACGGACAACAUGAGCAUUCUGGGCCUUACAAUCGAUUACGGGCCGUUUGGCUUCAUCGACCGGUUCAUGUGGGACCACGUGUGUAAUGCCUCUGACACUGAUGGACGCUAUAGCUACGCACAACAGCCCUCUAUAUGCGCUUGGAAUUGUGCUCGCCUUGCAGAAUGCUUGGUUCGGGCAGUCGUGGAUGUCACAUCACCUCCGGGACAAUCAGAAAAUGAAGAAUCCCGCAAGUCCCAAGAAACAGAGUUAAUGCAGUGCUUCAUGGAUCGAUUGACAGCCACUUUUAUACCAACGUUUCAGCAAUGCUACGUCGAUAAAAUGAGGAAAAAGCUGGGUCUUCUUGGUCCACCAGUCAUGGGUACAGACGAUUCAGACGAGCAGUUGUUCAAGUCCCUAUUCGACACAAUGGAACAAACUGGUGCAGAUUUCACAAACACAUUUAUUGUCCUGGAGGAAACCGUGGAAUCCGGUGCUUCUAUUGGGGUCGGUUCCUCCGAACCCAUUUGUCUCAGUCCGGACAUCGUAGUCCAAGAAUGUUGUUCGCUCGAUGAGCUUAUGGAUGCCUACGAGCCGUCUAGUUCUGAUAUUCAACAAGAAAUGCUGCUUCGGUUCACUAGAUUUGGCCGACAGUUUUUGGAUCGUUUGAAUCAGACUAAGGUUCUGAAACCGCAAGAGAAGGCAGCUCGAAGACAAGCGCUACAGAACAUGUCAGAAGCUGAUAAGGCGUCGCAUGAUCGAGCUCUGUGGAAAAUCUGGUUAGAUGCGUAUUCCGAGAGGCUUUCGCAUGACAUUCAGGUCAAACCGAAGGCUUCUAUCGCUGACCGAUUAAAAUUAAUGCGCUCAGUGAAUCCACGCAUUGUCCUAAGAAACUACAUGGCUGAAGAAGCGAUCAGAGCAGCUGAGUCUGGUGAUUUCGCGGUUGUUCGACAGCUAUUGGAUGAUCUUCGCCGGCCUUAUUUGUACUCUGACCACCAACUCCACAGAACCCGAUUUAGUGAACACUCCCCAGAAGACAUGACUAACGAACCUGCUACCAGUGGUUCUCACACUCAGCAUCACGCAGUUUGUCAUCGAGUUCGUCCUCCUGAAUGGGCACACGGUUCCUGUUGCAUUGCCUUCGAUUCUGAAUGA